Molecule: messenger RNA, 3732 nt
Organism: Microsporum canis CBS 113480
Lineage: Eukaryota; Fungi; Ascomycota; Eurotiomycetes; Onygenales; Arthrodermataceae
Product: DNA-directed RNA polymerase I subunit RPA2
Exons: 2
Coding region: 1-3732 (1243 amino acids)
Biological process (GO): DNA-templated transcription
Cellular component (GO): RNA polymerase I complex; nucleus
Molecular function (GO): DNA-directed RNA polymerase activity; DNA binding; ribonucleoside binding
Source: RefSeq, a predicted model, not a curated record
AUGGGGGGACAGAGUGACGCCGUCUGGUCCGUUGAAUAUGACACUCUUCGGCGUGAGCGUCUCUUUCGACACCCUCCAAAGGAUAAAACAGCAUAUCCUGCGCUAGCUGCUGCCAUCCGCCCGCACAUCGACUCCUUCAAUGCCUUGUUUGAGGACGGCAAGGUUAUGGAGGCCGCUCUAAAGGAUAUCGGAGUCAAGUCCUUUAUUGACGGAAACCCCGAGACACCAGAAGAAAAAGCCGCGCGACGAGAAGAGGGAAGAAGAACACCGAAGAGAAACAGACUUAGCGUGCGGAUAACGGAGCUAUUCUUGGAGAAAGCAGUUCUCCCAGCCUCGAAUAAAUAUAGCACACGCAAUCGAGAAAUUUACCCGUCUGAGUGCCGUGAAAGACAUGCAACCUAUAGAGGGAAAUUAAGAGCAAGGUUAGAAUACAGAGUAAACAAUGGAGAGUGGAAGGAGUCCGUUCGGGAACUGGGCCAAGUUCCAAUUAUGUUACGGUCCAAUCGGUGCCACCUUGAAAAGGCUACCCCGUCCCAACUUGUCGAGCGCAAAGAGGAAUCAGAAGAACUAGGCGGUUAUUUUGUGGUGAACGGAAACGAGAAACUCAUCCGAAUGUUGAUUGUUGGAAAAAGAAACUUUCCAACUGCAAUCAUUCGAAACUCUUUCCAGAAGCGUGGCUCAGCAUAUACCAAAUUCGGUAUUCAAAUUCGUUCCGUCAGGCCAGAUCAGACCUCGCAGACAAAUGUACUUCAUUACCUCAGUGAUGGGAACGUCACUCUUCGGUUUUCUUGGAGAAAGAACGAAUAUCUUGUGCCCGUGAUGAUGGUCCUGAAGGCACUGAUUGAGACCAAUGACCGUGAGAUUUUCGAGCGAUUAGUUGGCCGGGAAGACUCUUUGGGUAUUGAGAAUACUUUUGUUACUGACCGUGUGGAGCUGCUUCUGAGGACCUACAAGGCGUAUGGUGUCCAUUCUCGGUCAAAGUGCAGGGCAUACUUGGGCUCUAAGUUCAGAUUUGUCCUUGGAAUGCCGGAGGAUGUCCCAGAUGAGGAUGUCGGCACUGAAUUUCUACGGAAGAUCGUCUUACCCCAUCUUGGUAACCAAAACGUUACCGAGUCUCAGGAUAACGACAAAUUUAACAUGAUUUUGUUUAUGAUACGAAAGCUAUAUACCCUUGUCGCUGGUGAUUGCGCACCUGACAAUCCUGAUGCAAUCUCGAACCAGGAAGUACUGCUUGGAGGAUAUUUGUACGGUAUGCUAUUAAAAGAAAGACUAGAGGAAUGGUUAAAAUCUGUAGGUCCCAUUGUUCGGGACUGGAGGAUGAGAAAUCAAGAUACCAAAUUUACGGACCCUAAAUUCGAAAGGGAAUUCCUUGCAAAGGUAAUCGGCCGGACAAAUGAGAAUAUCGGUGGUGCCCUGGAAUACUUCCUAUCAACAGGAAACUUGGUCAGCCCUACUGGGCUCGAUUUGCAGCAGCCGUCAGGCUAUACCGUAAUGGCAGAAAAGAUCAACUUUUACCGAUUCAUCAGCCAUUUCCGAAUGAUUCACAGAGGAAGCUUCUUCGCGCAGCUGAAAACAACAACUGUACGAAAACUGUUACCGGAAAGCUGGGGAUUUCUUUGCCCUGUUCAUACUCCUGAUGGAAGUCCUUGCGGUUUGCUAAAUCAUCUGGCACAUAAAUGUUUGAUAUCAACCUCAAACCUGGAUGUCUCUGGUGUGCCUGGGGUUCUUGCUGGACUUGGAGUGACAUCGGAAUCUUCAUGCUCAACCGAAGAAAGUAUCCCAGUCCAGCUAAAUGGAAAAAUUCUUGGAUACUGUACACCAAAACAAUCUCGUGCUAUUGCCGAUACCCUGCGAUACUGGAAGGUCCAAGGACAUAAGCAUAUUCCUGUAGAGCUUGAAAUUGGCUAUGUUCCAAGCUCCAGUGGUGGCCAAUACCCAGGAGUCUACAUGUUUUCCGAAGCCGCCCGCAUGUAUCGACCGGUCAGAUAUCUUCCACUGGACAAGCUAGAUUAUGUCGGCCCGUUCGAGCAACCUUACAUGGAAAUUGCUUGCAUUGCUUCCGAUAUUAGGAAUGGAAUUUCUACCCACAUUGAGUUCGACCCUACUCACAUUCUAUCCAUCCUCGCCAACAUGACCCCAUUUUCCGACUUCAAUCAGUCCCCACGUAACAUGUACCAGUGCCAGAUGGGUAAACAAGCAAUGGGAACUCCUGGCACAGCUAUCGAUUACAGAACUGACAACAAACUCUACCGACUACAAACUGGGCAGACACCGGUUGUCAGACCACCGCUAUACAAUGCCUAUGGGCUAGAUAAUUUCCCCAACGGCAUGAAUGCUGUCGUUGCCGUCAUUUCAUAUACUGGCUAUGAUAUGGACGACGCCAUGAUAAUAAACAAAUCUUCUCACGAACGCGGAUUUGGUUAUGGAACCAUUUACAAAACGAAAGUAUAUGCGUUGGAUGACAAAGAAUCACGCGGGCGAGGGGCAUCUAAAAGGUCAAUAACCAAGUUAUUUGGAUUUGCACCAGGAGGUCUAAUUAAGGCCGAGUGGAAAGCCCAGCUGGAUGAAGAUGGCUUACCACAUAUUGGAGCGAAGGUCAGUGAAGGAAGCUUAGUUGGUGCAUGGCACACUGUCCAAUAUGACCCGGCGACAGACACAUAUGUCAACGUGGACAAACAGACGCACUUCCUUAAAUACAAAGACGGGGAAGAAGGAUAUGUCGACAGUGUCAGAAUCCUUGGAGCAGAGACCGGCAACGAAGUGUGCCAGGCCGUCAGCAUCAAAUAUAGGGUCCCCCGUCGACCAGUGAUUGGUGACAAGUUCUCUUCCCGUCACGGACAAAAGGGUGUUUUGUCCCAACUCUGGCCGUCGACCGACAUGCCAUUCUCUGAGUCCGGAAUCCAGCCUGAUGUCAUCAUUAACCCACAUGCUUUCCCCUCUCGAAUGACAAUUGGUAUGUUUGUCGAGUCACUGGCUGGAAAAGCCGGUUCGCUGCAUGGCCUUGCCCAAGAUUCCACCCCUUUCCAGUUCUCUGAAGAGGACACGGCGGGAGAUUAUUUUGGCAAACAACUACAGAAGGCAGGCUAUAACUUCCACGGAAAUGAGCCUAUGUAUUCUGGAAUCACCGGCCGAGAAUUCGCGGCCGACAUCUACAUUGGGGUUGUCUACUACCAGCGUCUUCGACACAUGGUUAACGAUAAGUUCCAAGUCCGUACUACUGGUCCAGUGAACGCGCUCACUGGGCAGCCCGUUAAGGGUCGUGCUAAGGGAGGUGGUAUCCGUGUUGGUGAGAUGGAACGUGACGCUCUCCUAGCCCACGGUGCUGCAUUCUUACUACAGGAUCGCUUAAUGAACUGCUCCGAUUCUCAGCGUGCUUGGAUAUGUCGAACAUGCGGCUCCUUUAUAUCCACUCAAGUGGCUGUUUCUCAGCUCCUAUCACCGCAUAAAAAUCCUGCCAUGGAAGCUGUGGUCCAAUCUACAGCAGAUGCAAUUGCUAAACCGCUUAGUGGAGUCAGCGCUCUCGGCGGUCUGGCUGGUAUUGUACGAUGUCGACGAUGCGCGCGGGAGGCAGUCUUUGACGAUCCCAGGGCAGAAGUAUGGGAAGAUGGAUCUGGUAAGAGAUAUGUGGGUGGCAGUGACACAACAGUGGUUGCUGUGCCUGGUGUAUUAAAAUAUCUCGACGUCGAGCUUGCUGCCAUGGGUGUCAAGAUGAGAUUCCACGUCGAUAACUGA